Molecule: messenger RNA, 2135 nt
Organism: Rhododendron vialii
Lineage: Eukaryota; Viridiplantae; Streptophyta; Magnoliopsida; Ericales; Ericaceae
Product: 65-kDa microtubule-associated protein 5
Exons: 11
Coding region: 237-1964 (575 amino acids)
Biological process (GO): microtubule cytoskeleton organization
Cellular component (GO): spindle; cytoplasm
Molecular function (GO): microtubule binding
Source: RefSeq, a predicted model, not a curated record
UAUGGUACUCUGCUCGUCAGAAUGCCGGACUCGGGAAAAACAAAAGAAAAGGGAAAAAGGAAACAUAAGAAGCUUUUUGGCGCCAAAACUGAAGAGAAUCCAAAUCCCUACUCUCCAAUUGGGAAAUUGAAAAUCCCCAAAAGUGGAAAGAAACUUCUCCUCCCUCCCUCCUCGUAACGCUCGCUCUCUCUCUCUCUCUCUCUCUCUCUCUCUAGGGUUUCGGGUGCAGAUCGCUAAUGCCGACUACUUGUACUCCAACGAAGACCACAACCACUUGUGGCUCUCUCCUUCAGGAAUUGCAGGAAAUAUGGGAUAUAAUUGGGGAGAGUGAUUGUGAAAGGGACAAGAUGCUUCUACAGUUAGAGCAGGAAUGCCUUGACAUAUACAGGAGAAAGGUAGAAAAAACCAGAAAGUACAAAGCCGAUUUGAGCGAGUCAUUGGCCGAGUCAGAAGCUGAAAUCAGUAACCUCGUCUCUGCCCUUGGUGAACAAGCUUCCUGCCCACGGCAUGAGAAUGGGAAGAGCACUCUUAAAGAACGAAUAUCUGCCAUAAAACCUACUUUGGAGGAUUUAAGGUUAAAGAAAGAAAAAAGGAUCAAGGAGUUUUCGGAAACACGGUUACAAAUUGGACGGAUUUGCGCGGAAAUCUCAGGGAAUGAUCAGUUUGUUAAUUCUGCCGAGCCACAAGGAAAUGAGGCGGACUUGACAGUGAAGAAGUUGGGGGAGCUGAAGUCACAACUUCAGGAGCUUCAGUAUGAAAAGACUCUCCGUUUGCAGAAAGUUGACAAACAUAUCACUACAAUUCAUGCACUUUCAGUUGUUAUGUCACUUGAUAUCAACAAGACACUUACCAAAGCUCAUCCAAGCUUAGGUGAUCUUGCAAAUGGUCGACCAAAGAGCAUUAGCAAUGAGACCCUUGCUAGUUUAACAGGUCUGGUCCAGUCACUGAAACAAGAGAAACAACAAAGGCUACGCAAGCUUCAAGGUCUUGCGAGCACUCUUAUAGAGCUAUGGAGUCUCAUGAACACAUCUAGUGAGGAACAAAAGAGAUUCGACCACGUCACUUACUUAAUUUCUUCCUCUCUUGAUGGAGUGUCAAAGCAAGGAUGCCUUGCUUUGGAUAUCAUUGAGCAGACAGAAGCAGAAGUGGAACGUCUUAAUGUUCUAAAAGUCAGCAAGAUGAAGGAACUGGUAUUCAAGAGGCAAAAUGAGCUUGAAGAAAUCUACAGAGGAGUUCAUAUGGAUGUAGACAGUGGCACAGCACGACAGAUUCUCAUCAGCCUAAUGGAAUCUGGUAAUGUUAAUUUGUCUGAUCUUCUUUCGAGCAUGGAUGAUCAAAUCGCAAAAGCCAAAGAGCAAGCUCUUAGCAGGAAGGAUAUUUUGGACAAGGUUGAGAAAUGGAAAGUUGCGUCCGGGGAGGAGAACUGGCUUGAUGAAUAUGAAACGGAUGAAAAUCGAUAUAAUGCUGGCAGGGGAGCACAUAAGAACUUGAAACGCGCUGAGAAGGCAAGGAUUCUGGUCAGCAAAAUUCCAUUUCUUGUCGAGAAUUUAACGGUGAAAGUAAAAGCCUGGGAGACAGAGAAAGGAAUACCGUUCUUAUAUGAGAAGGCUGCUUUAUUGACCAUGUUGGAGGACUAUGCCGUGCUACAACAAGAGAAAGAAGAGGAGAAACGUAGAUUUCGGGACCAGAAAAGGCUGCAAGAACAAUUUGCAGCAGAACAAGAGGCACUAUAUGGUUCUAGGCCUGCAGUAAAAAAGCCUUUGCCUUUGAGUCAGAGCACAAAUGCUAACACAAUGGCUGGAACACCCACUGGUCAUCGCUCAGGGUUGGGGACUCCUGGGAAACGUCAUGGAAUCUCAGGCCCAAAGGAUCACCGGAGAGACAGUGGUAAGAUUGGUGCUGCUGCAAUACCCUUGAACUAUGUAGCUAUUCCAAAAGAUGACUUGGCCUCCCGAGGCAAUUGAUUUGAGAUCAUACGAAUGCAGUUUCAUAAUUGAAGAUAGGAUGUUUUAUUCUAUUUCCAGAGUAUUUCAUUGUUGUGGAUAUCUUUGUGAAUUCUGCUUAAGGCAUCUUGUAUAUGUUUGUAAAGUAGCUGAUCUUUCGUUGUGGUGGCAAAAUGCGAACUUAAAUUAGCG